ACCUCCUUCACCUUCAUCAGGCAUAAAUACUGGGGAGCGACUUUGCUCCAGAGGUUUCAGCUGACAGUCAGCAAUGGAGAACCGCUCAUUCCUCCUGUGCAUCGUUCUGGCAUGUUCAAUCUGGAUGGUCCAGGGAAGAAGCCUAAAGAUCAGGAUCGAUGAUGAUGAGCUGGGAGAACCUGAUGUAGACGUGCAAGGGCUUCCAGGGAUGUGCUGGGGAUGCAAAUGGGCUUUGAACAAGUUGAAAAAAAAACUUGGAUCAAACUCCACUGCGGAGGCCAUUAAAGCAAAACUGAGAUCUGUCUGCGAUGGCAUUGGAUUACUAAAAUCACAGUGCCGUAAAUUUGUGGACGCAAACCUUGCAGUCCUGAUCGAGGAGCUGACGACGACUGAUGAUGUCAGAACGAUUUGCGUCAACGUUGGAGUUUGCAAGCAAAAGGAUCUGGAAAUGAUCUUCUAUCCAAACAAACAAGAAUCGCGACGCAUCAAGAUCAGUGAAGUCAACUGACGACCAGAGAAACACGAUGUAUCUUGAUGCAACUGAAAGCAUUCAAACAGGAAAUAAUUAGCUUUUCUUAGCUUCCUUUAACUAAAGCAUAUCUUCAGCUGAAAACUUCUUUCCUUGCGCAAAUAAAGUUGCUUUAUUUUGA
Xiphophorus maculatus (southern platyfish) is the source of this 650-nucleotide messenger RNA. It is a transcript of the gene nkl.4, whose product is annotated as antimicrobial peptide NK-lysin-like. Bases 74 to 508 code for a protein of 144 amino acids. The transcript is spliced from 5 exons. Gene Ontology annotation, biological process: lipid metabolic process; defense response to bacterium. Lineage: Eukaryota; Metazoa; Chordata; Actinopteri; Cyprinodontiformes; Poeciliidae. The record is from RefSeq and is a predicted model, not a curated record.